AUGCUGAUGGAUAGAGAUAUUGAUUUGGAAGAAGUGGGGUCGCCCGACAUGUUUGCAGACAUUGACGAUGAAACUCCCCUCAGCAGUGACGAGGAUUGCCAAAAUAGUCCACCUUUCAGCUCUCGCGACAUGGAAAGCGAAGAAAUGAGUGAUAAAAACCUAGCGUUCACUGCUGAGACUCCAUCUGGAUUAACUGCAUCCACUGCGCCUUGGCAAUGGCUAACUGAUCCUAAUUUUAAAGCACACGUCAUUGAUUUUGACGACACUCGAAGCGGCUGGAGACUCCCAUUUUCAGGAACGGAAAUGGAGCUUUUCCUCAAACUUUUUACCAACGAAAUUCAACACGAAGUAGUUACCCAAACAAAUGCAUUCGCAGACCAGACGGGAGAUUGUUGCACUCGUCGAUGGAGUAGCUGGCAAGAACUCAAUGAACAAGAGUUGCUGAAAUUUUUAGCAGUGAGAAUGCUAAUGGGAGUCAACCGACUACCAGAAAUGAAGCAGUACUGGUCUAAGGAUCCCCUUCUGCAAUAUCCCAUCAUUUCGAAGAUCAUGAAACAAGACCGUUACUUCGAAAUUUUGAAAUAUUUACAUUUUUCGGACAACACCAGACCAAGUGGAAGUAAGUUGCAAAAAAUUGGUACAAUAUGGGACCUUUGCAUGAAUAACUUUCAGAAAACUCUCCGGGCUCACAAGAACUUGUCCAUUGAUGAAAGUCUUAUGCUGUAUAAGGGAAGAUUAUCAUUUAAACAAUACAUCCCUAGUAAGAGGUCACGAUUCGGAAUUAAAAUUUUUUCGAUAGUGGACGAAGCCACAGGAUUCCUCCUCAAUAGUAUGAUUUAUGUUGGAAAAGAUAAUCAAAUUCUUCCUGAUAUCAAAACGUUUGGAUACGGUGGUGCGAUCGUCCUGAAAUUACUGGAGCCGUAUUUAAACAAGUUUUACCAUCUAUAUUGUGACAACUACUUCACAAGCCCGGUGUUGGCGAAAUACCUUCUGGAGAAACAAACUUAUAUUUGCGGCACGCUUCGCAAAAACCGGAAGCACACGGACCCACCACCAGCGCGCGGUCCAAACAAAAUGAAACCGGGAGAAGUUAUCAUCAAAUCUUGUCAGGGAGUAAUGACAGAAUAUUGGAGGGAUAAGAAGGUUGUCGCCAUGAUCUCAACAUGCCAUGACCAUUCAAUGGAAUCCCUCCCGCAGCGUUAUGGUGGUGGAGAAAUUAUUAAACCCAGAACUGUAUUGGACUAUAAUAAAUUCGCUCGAGGAAUUGAUUACAGUGACAUGAUGAAGAAGUACUACAAUAUUCGACGAAAAUCAAUGAAGUGGUACCGGACUCUUUUCUUCUACUUGGUCGAUCUUUGUAUAUUCAACUCUUUUGUCAUCUACAAGUCAUUUCACGUUGGUACCAAGGCCAAAUUUUUGGGAUUUCGUCUUAACCUUAUUCGACAAAUCAUUGGAUCAAUCCAACCAGUACAAAUUACUGCGACAAUAAGCCCUACCGAUCAACAGAAUAGAUUAAGGCUCAGUUUAAGUUUGAAAACGAAAAAAAAUUCCUGA
This is a messenger RNA of Folsomia candida, 1554 nucleotides long. Its product is annotated as piggyBac transposable element-derived protein 4. The transcript has 3 exons. Lineage: Eukaryota; Metazoa; Arthropoda; Collembola; Entomobryomorpha; Isotomidae. Bases 1 to 1554 code for a protein of 517 amino acids. The record is from RefSeq and is a predicted model, not a curated record.